Molecule: messenger RNA, 912 nt
Organism: Parnassius apollo (apollo)
Lineage: Eukaryota; Metazoa; Arthropoda; Insecta; Lepidoptera; Papilionidae
Source: the annotation of a GenBank genome assembly
AUGGGACUCUCACAUGAUUAUGAUAUGUUGCCUAAUGAGAUAAGUACAAGAAACAUAAACGAAUCAUUGAUCAUAAAAUCGCCUUCGACGCAAUCUGAAAAAUUGAGGGUAGAACUACAUAAGCAAAUAGAAAAUAAACUAAACGACCGGCAACGUCUGUCGGUGGAACGGGCUCAGGCAAGCGCACGUGCAGGCUGCGGUGAGGGAGGAGUAAGGCCAAAAGUGAAUCAUGAGGCGAACACUCGAACCGGUCCGGCGGUGACGUUACACUCAUCGAGCACGAAUCUACAGCUAGCGGAGCAGCUGACCACUACUGAUAAGGCAGGCGAUAGUUGCGCGUUAGAAACGUGUGAACCGGAGCGCUCGCAAAAUAUUAACAGCGAAGACUGGCAAAAAGUGGUAUACCGUAAAAAACAAAACAAAUAUCGUUACAUAGGAAAGCCGGGCAUAGCAAGAGACCUAGAAUGCACCUUCAGAGCUGCCGAUAGGAAAAUUCGUAUGUUCAUUACGAAUGUGCAUGUCUCUGCAACAGAAGAAGACAUAACUAACCAUAUUUAUAAUAAGACAAAGGAAAUAGUGAAUCUAGAGAAAAUAAAUAUGAAAGUGGAAAGAGGACAUAAAACAUAUAAAUUUUUAAUAUCUGAGGCUAAUUUAUCGAGAAACAAGGACGAAACGCUAUGGCCCGAAGGUGUCAUAUUCCGACGUUUUGUAAACUUUAAGUACAGGAAAACGAACGUUGCAGGUUCUACCAGCGUAAACGGUCAAAACAACCCAAUAAUGGCGUUGAAGACUAUACCGGGUAUUGUAAGAAAAGUCUGUAUAAAAAGUUACGAUAAGAACAAGUUCAACGUUUGCUCCGGUAAAGAGGCUUUUUUGAAAUAUGACGCGGUGUUAAGGUCGUCGAUCCCAUAG